AUGGCCGAUGAGAAUGACCGCAACGUGCUCAAAAAAAAGGUGACGGCUGGUCAGUUAUACCCUCACCCAACAGAUAAUGCUAUCAUAGUCACGUAUUUCGUCCAGUUGACCCUCCGGGGCGAUAAUGGUCAACCUGAAACUCAGGAAAGGAAGGAGAGACAGAAAAUUAUUCCAAUCCCGAAUCUGGACUCGUCAGUUUCUGCUCUGGCGUCAGAGAUGUUGAGCUCCUGCAAACUCAUACCGUCAAACAAACGAGAUGCUCUGGAAUCCAUAAUCCUCGAGCUUCAGAAUAGACCACCAGCAUUACCAGACAAAUCCCUGCAAAGGCGAUCCAGUCAAUUACGUUCCAAUGACCCUAUGUCACCUCCCUCAUUAACUUCACCUACAUCGCCGUAUCAGGAACAAGCAACUCUCGAUCGAGUAGACGACUACAUUGAGCUACUCUACGAAGAAAUGCAAGACAAGAUUCGUGCUGCCCGACUUAUACUUCAGCUCACACAAAACCGACAAAGUCUUGAGGCUCUUGUACUCAAUGAGUCUCUCAUGUCAGCACUAGCACGUGUCCUUCGAGAAGAAGCACGAAAAUCGACAGACUUGACCACCAGCAUCAUCAGCAUCUUUUACGCCAUUUCUAAUAUUGCCAAUUUUCAUCCAGUCUUGACUCAGCAUAAAGUCGGAGAUGCGUGUUUACGUGUUGUGGAUCAAGAAGUGGCCAGGUGUAGCUUGUGGAGGGAGGAAUUAGGUGUUCUUCGAGCCAAAGCAUCCAAGAAUCCAAGACUUGCUUCAGAGUUAGAGCAAGAACAAAAGCGUCAUGAGACGCUGAUUCGAAAACAAGAUCAGCUCCUGUUUGCUUCGGUGCACCUACUACUAAAUAUGGCAGAAGAUCCUACCAUUGAAGUCAAAAUGGUUCGACGUGGAAUCAUUCCACACUUGACAUUCUUGGUAGAUCGUAACAUGGCAACUGCCUCAACAUCGCCAGCACUUCCAAUGCUAUCCCUCAACUUUUUAAAGAAGCUGAGUGUGUAUCGUGAGAAUAAGGAUGCACUUGUGCAGUCUGGCUCAGAACUGGUGUCGAAACUUGAGAAACUGCUCACUUACGCUCAUCAGGGAUUGACCACUCUAUCUUUACGACUCUUGUUGAAUUUGUCGCACGAUGGCAAUUUCAGACAGGUUCUAGCAAACCCAAAUAUGCUUACUUGCCUGAUGAAACUCUCAGCAGACAGAAAUCACGCUCAAAAUUCAAUGCAGCUCAUGUACCAAAUCAGUAUCGAUAUGCCUGCAAGGAAUCUGUUUUCUGGGCAGGAAACCGUCAGAUCGAUAAUGAAACAGAUGCUAGAGUCUCGAGGAGAACGCAUCCCAAUAGAGCUUGCCGCUGUAGCAUGUAACAUGGCAACGCAUCGCCCAUGUGCUGAAAUAUUUGUCGGAGAUGGUGGAUUACGGUUCUUAAUGCGACGAGCCAUAAAGACUCGGGACAGUUUCUUGAUGAAGGUUGUGAGGAAUCUGGCUGUCUGUGGAGGACAGCAUUUGCAAACUGCGUUUUUGGAAUUCGUCGACGAUUUAUGCCACACCCUAUUCAGAUCAUCACCGCCCACGUCCGACUUUUUUGUGGAAGCACUGGGAACACUAUCAGCACUAUCCAUCCCAUCAUUCGACUACGUGAAACUGUGUGAAACGUAUAACCUGCUAGACAUGAUUAUUCCCCGGCUGACUACAUCAGCCAGGAAUCGAUCUCAUGGUGACAAUGACGAUGAUAUAGCUUUGGAAUAUGUGUGUUUAGUGGGCAGUAUGGCAGCUGAUGAUGAUUUUGUUGCGGUGGCUGAACAGAGAGGGUUGUUGGCUGUGCUUAUGGAUUUGAUGAUUGCCAAAGAAGACGACGAUGAAAUGGUUUUACAAAUCAUUUAUGCUAUCUAUCACUUCCUGCUGCAUCCAAGUUCGCGAACAGUCUUGUUGCAACGGACACAGCUUGUUUCGUAUCUCAUUGACCUUCUAUAUGACCGAAAUGCAUCGAUUCGGAAAAUGUGUGAUGUUUGUCUGGACAUCAUUGGGGAAACGGACGCUGAAUGGUCUGCCCGCAUACGCCGCCAACGCUUCCGACAUCACAACGCAGCAUGGCUACGAUGCGUAACCGAAUCAUCCUCCCAUUUCAGACCAAUGUCAGCAUCCCAAUCCUCCGAUAUCCUCGGCGCUUCAUCAAGACUCGUAUACUCUGCAGGAGUACUCGGUUCCGCCUCCGUUCGUCAAUCCUCGCCUCCGAGACAACAAGAUUACUAUCAAGACGAACAGGACGAAGAGGAAGAUGAUUAUUAUGGACGGCCACAACCUGUGUGGGAUUAUAGUCACAUCGGAGGAAGUCAAGCACUUUUGGAUGGUCCUGAUUUUGACUUAUGA
Molecule: messenger RNA, 2388 nt
Organism: Synchytrium microbalum
Lineage: Eukaryota; Fungi; Chytridiomycota; Chytridiomycetes; Synchytriales; Synchytriaceae
Exons: 15
Coding region: 1-2388 (795 amino acids)
Biological process (GO): microtubule-based movement; cilium organization
Cellular component (GO): axoneme; ciliary transition zone; kinesin II complex
Molecular function (GO): kinesin binding
Source: RefSeq, a predicted model, not a curated record